GCAUGCGCAGCUCCUGCUCUCCUACUCUUGACGGGAAAACUUUACAGAAGCAGCGUUUAUAGGUCAAAAAACAAAACAGGAAACAGGAGAAAGAUAAACCUACGGUAGAAAGAAAAAAAAACAUGUGCAAACUAAACUGUUUUACGUUUCUUAACUGCGUGACAUUAUUUUGAACGUCUACUUUCUCCUGGUGCACAGUCUUAUACAAAGCUCUUACUGGAUGAUACUCUGAAACAUAUUCAUGGCUCAAGGCAGUUACAUCCUGAGAAAUGUGUCAGAUCAAAGCUCUGAAGAGUGUGUUCCUAACUACCUGGAGAUUGACUGCAGUUUUCAGUCGGGUGUUGAUCGCCUGGAGUCCGUGGACAGUUUCCAGAACGGCAUCACCAUUAAGCGUCUAAGCCUUAAAAGAAGGCCCAGAGUGGCCGUCGGUAAUGUGGAAAAAACGCAGAGUGGCAUUUCAUCCGGACUGUGGCAUUCUGCAGAAUCCCUGUCAUCGUCUGGCGGUGAUGAUGCAAGACUACUGGGCAUGUCAUCUACAGCUAGAGGUAGACCCCCUCUUCCUCCACCGCAUGGUUCUUCAUCGGACAACAAACCCUCCAGGAUUGAAAGUCCAACAACCUCCCAGGUGCUCACAGAGUCAAAGCCUCAGCCAGCUGCAAGAUCUCUUGCUGUGCAAAGACAAAACUCUGUGAUGGAAAAGUCCGUUGCGGAGACCCACAAGCACUUGACUCAGGAGGUGAUGAACCAGACUCCACCUCAACCCUUUCCCCGUCGACGACUUGCAAGCUUUGGAGGUGUAAGCUCCCCUGGGUCACUCUCACCCUUUACUGGCCUGGGUGCAUAUAAUCAGAACAACAAUGGAAACAAGCCUUCUGACACAGGAGCUGAUAUGUCUGCACACCUUGGCUCAUCCCUGGGCACUAGAGGCAGCACGGGUAGCCUGAGGCUAAGCCCACAGAGCUCUGGUAGAACUACCCCGGUUUCAAGUCUUGGUCCCAUGCAUCUGCAGCACGUCCGUGACCAGAUGGUGGUAGCUCUGCAAAGGUUGAAAGAGCUGGAGGAGCAGGUGAAAAUCAUCCCUAUCCUCCAGGUAAAAAUCUCUGUUCUUCAGGAGGAAAAGAGGCAACUGGUCUCUCAGGUCAAGAACCAGAACGACAACGAGACCGUGAAUGACGUGCUGUGGAAAAGAUCACAUAGCUUGGAAGGGUCUGAUCUUGAUAGCAAGGUGAACGCUGCAGAAGAACUGAAACGCAUUGGGAAAAAUGAUCUUGGUGAGUUCAAGCAACUCACAGAAGAGAUGCAGGCAUUCGAAAGAGCCUUCAAAGGUGGACAGUUUCAAACACGGCGUGGAAAAUGUGAAAGCCCUCUGCACGAGAAGAGUGUCAGGUCAGUUGCAGUUGGAACUGACGAAGAAAUUAUCACGUCGUGUAAACCAUCAAAAGAAAGCAAAUACGCCUACACCGAUCAAGUAAAGACAAGGUCUGUAGCAACAGAAGUGUCUGAAGUUAAUCUUGGAAUUUACACAGAACAGGAGGCAGAGCUUGACGCCCAACAGCUAAUAAAUGCGGCCUUGAAGGAGCGAAUUUGUCAGUUAGAAGCCGACCUGAAAGAAUCGGCCCUCCAGACGGAGUUGACCCGGCUAAAAUUGGAGCUUCAGGCUGCAGGAGCAAGGAACCGAGUCGACAAGGCCUGUUUAACCAGACCAUCCACUGCCAGCGCAGGCACAGAGGCGAAGCCAGACACCAAAAGCCAGGGAGUGGGUAAUCACACAGAGCUCAAAGAUGCCAGCACAGGGGAGCCAAUAGAGGUGAAGACUGUGGGAGUAUCUUGUGAGCCUAAGAUGGAGGAUAUUUGCGCAGGGCCAGAUGAACCCAUGAGCCACUGGGAGGUCAGGGAGCGAGUGGCCACCAGGGAAAUGGGCGUGGGGAUCCAGGUUUUUACAAGAACGCAAGGGGUUGGGACAGAGGUGAAGGUAUGCGAUGCAGAAAGCAACACAGAGAGGCCAGUUGAGAAUCUUAGGUCUAAGAAAGAAAUGAUUAAGAGCCAUUCGGUGCCUUGUGGGAAUUACUGUGUUGAUGUGAUCGGUUGUGAGGCAAAGGAAGUUGUUUCUCGAGGUGUGGCCACAGAUCCGGUCAGAGGCGUUGAUUCGGGUGUCAUGGCUUCCCCUCAGACAGCUUGCCAGCGCACCAACACCAUUUCCAGUUCAGUGUCUCGCUUUACCAACACCAGAAAAGCCUUCAGCUCAGACUCCAGCACAAACACCCUCCUCAGCACCCAGGACAAGCACACCAACACCGCUCACACUUCCACUCGGACGGUGUCUGUAGGGAACAGGGACAACAGAUGCACCACAGACACCCGCACAAUUGGCGUAGGCACUGCAAAGCUAGCAGAGAGCAUCUCGAAACAAACGCAAGAGACGGUGAUCAAGGUAACUCGAGACACCGGCGUCGGGUUUACAAACAUUAACGAAAACUUUCUGGUUGGACUGAAAACUCGGAAUAUGGCCUCUGGACCGUCUCAUCUGCCCGACCCCAUCAAGACAAAAAGCAUCGGUGUAGGGGAAGGGAGAAUACGGGAUUUGUCAGCUUCGCCCAGCACACCUGGGCCGAAUGUCCAGCAAACCACACAGUUCCAGUGGGACCAGGAGUUAAACCAUUACAUAGAGAAGAUGCAUUUGAUAUUCAGGGAGCAUGGGGACCUACUCACGGACGGCUGCACUGACCAUAACAGCAGCCCCAAGCUGCUCCGCAGUAACAAAGCUGUGACACAAGGAGAGACGGAAGUUCAUCUCUUCAAUUCUCAGCCAAAAGUCGAUUCUUCCAAGAACAACAAAGCCAAUCCGGGAAUCUGUCAACGAGGCGACACCGAUUCAGACGUGAAGAGAAUGAUCAAGAUGUUAGAACAGCAGGCGUCCUCGGCUCAGGAAGAGAGGUCAGCUAACGCCGGGAAGCCACUUUCUGAAGUGAAGAAACAAAACCGGGAUCAGUGCUGCAGCAGCAGGAGGAGGAGUAUGAAGUUCAUGAGGGUGACUACAGGAUUGGACCCUGCGUCAGAUUAUGAGGACACUGCAGUAGAAAGAAUAGGAAAUAAAACAUUAAGGGAAGCGCCUCCAGAUGGAGUCCAAGCAAGAAAGGGACAAGACGCCUCCAACAAAGGGUUGAAAGGGUCUGCAAGAUUAUAUACACAACAGAGGUGCAAGUUAAGUGAAAGGAUGUUUUCUGCCUGUCAAGCCUUAAAGAUGCACCUGAGUGAUGAGGCUGCUUUACCCAGCAGAGAAUUGCAGGAUUGUCUACACACACUAGAGCAAGAGUGGUUCUCCGUGUCCAGCCACAGGUCGGCUUCUCCUGACACCCUGAGGGACUUCAUCUCUGCGUUUCGGGUCAUUUCCCCCUCGGUUUUGCGACACAUAGUUAAUAUGGCUGACGGCAAUGGAAACACGGCUCUACACUACAGCGUGUCUCACUCCAACUUCGGAGUUGUCAAAACACUGCUUGAUGCAGAUGUUUGCAACGUGAAUCAACAGAACACGGCGGGUUACACGCCCAUCAUGCUGGCCGCUCUGGCCGCUGUGGAAAACCCGGAGAACGUGAGAGUGCUGGAGCGGCUCUUUGCGAAAGGAGACGUCAACGCCAAGGCCAGCCAGGCUGGUCAGACGGCCCUGAUGCUCGCCGUGAGCCACGGCAGGAUGGACAUGGUGCAGGCGCUCCUGGCUCAGGGGGCCGAGGUCAACAUCCAGGACGACGAGGGCUCCACCGCGCUGAUGUGCGCCAGCGAGCACGGCCACGCCGACAUCGUCAAACUUCUGCUGGCGCAACCUGAGUGCGACACCGCCCUGACUGACAGUGAUGACAGCACGGCCCUGUCCAUCGCACUGGAGGCGGGACACCACGACAUCGCUGUGCUCCUCUAUGCUCACGCCAACUUCUCCAAAGGACACGCGGGGGCUGCUGCUCGUCACAGUGGAAAGUCACUCCCUUCCUCUGGUGGAAGAAAUGUCUUUUGAAUGAAGGGUGGCGUCUUGUGUCUUAUCUCCGAGGUGAUUCCAUGUGACAGUAGUGCUAUUCAUUCUCCAACGGCAUGCAUACCAGUCUGACAUUAUACCAUAACUCAGCGAGAAAUGUACUGUUUUAUAUUAAUUUUUGCCUUUAAACGUAAAGUUUUAAAGUUUCAAAGCAGGAACUGAACCCAUAUUUAUUUUAAACACUUUACGAUUACAUCAACCACAAUCUCUGAGGUUACUGAGAUGUGUAUCUGUUGCUAAGAGUCACAGGAAAUUGUUCUUGCUGAGCGUUAGAUGACUAUCAGCGUUAUUCUUAUAUCUGUUUGUUUGGAGCCAGUAGAGUGUAAGUGCUUUCUCGCUACGCUGUCAAGCAUGUUCACACUUUGGUCUGUGUACUGAGGAAACAAACAAGAUGUAAUUGGUGAUGAGCUUUAGAGGAGCUGGCAGUCAGACUUUCAUUUGGACCCUGCCAGGCUAGUUGCUUCCACCUGGUUUUCCAAUCCAUUCUAAUCAGCUAACAGAAGAAUAUGGACCGAGUGGUUUAGUUCUCGUCUUCUCACAGCGACAACCGGAAUAAGUUUAUUUCCCGCAACGCUGACUGACCCCUUUAAGGCGGCCUGUGUGUUAUAGUAGACGGGUUUCACUGUUUUAAAGGCUGAAUGUUUUCUCUUCUGUGUCUAAAGUGACUUCUCAUCAUUAGUUAUUGAAGGUAAUUGACUGUUUAAUAUUCCUCUCCGUUUUCGUGUGAGUUUCACUUCCUCUUUCAUAUAUUGCUAAUUAAACAGGUUUCAGUAUCA
Molecule: messenger RNA, 4800 nt
Organism: Mugil cephalus (flathead mullet)
Lineage: Eukaryota; Metazoa; Chordata; Actinopteri; Mugiliformes; Mugilidae
Product: KN motif and ankyrin repeat domain-containing protein 1-like
Exons: 12
Coding region: 242-4006 (1254 amino acids)
Biological process (GO): negative regulation of actin filament polymerization
Cellular component (GO): cytoskeleton; cytoplasm
Molecular function (GO): protein binding
Source: RefSeq, a predicted model, not a curated record